CAAUUUCACAAACUCAACGGAAAUUAGGGUUUCAAAAUUCGAAUCACUCCUGCAACAAACAGUAGAUUUACACGAACCGGAUCUAGCUUCAUAUCAUCGUUCUCAGUCAUUCUGCAUUAUCCGUGUGUGAAUUUGGAAACAAAACCCUAAAAAACAGCUUGAAAUUGGAAGUAAAAGAGAUGAAGAAAGUGUUUGGUGUUAAGAAAGACAAAACACCUCCUCCUUCACUCAAUGAAGCUUCCGAUCGAAUCAAUAAAAGAGGUGAGUCAGUAGAAGAGAAAAUCAAACGACUUGAUGGGGAACUUGCUAAAUAUAAAGAGCAGAUCAAACGAACCCGCCCUGGUCCAGCUCAAGAAGCUGUGAAAGCUCGGGCAAUGAGAAUUCUCAAGCAGAAAAGAAUGUAUGAAGGACAACGAGACAUGCUGUACAACCAAACUUUCAAUCUAGAUCAAGUUGCAUUUGCUUCAGAGGGCAUAAAAGAUGCUCAACAAACAGAAAUAGUUCAAAGCAUGCAGGGUGGAGCUUUUUUUGUCCUCUGGUUGGAAGUUGCUGCCUACCUCCGUGAGAUGUCGGCUUUGAAAACAGCAAACAAAGAAUUGAAAGGAAUGAUGAAGACUGUAAAGAUUCAAGAAAUCGAUAAUUUGCAAGAUGACAUGAUGGACUUGAUGGAAGUUAGCAAUGAAAUACAAGAGUCUCUUGGUAGAAGCUACAAUGUGCCUGACGACAUUGAUGAAGAAGAUCUCAUGGGUGAACUUGAUGCUCUUGAGGCAGAUAUGAGCCUAGAAACAGAAGGUGAAGGGGUACCUUCAUAUCUUCAGCCCGAUAAUGAGCCCGAUUACAGUGAUGAACUCAACCUGCCUUCUGCUCCCAUUGGGCAUUCAAUACCAGCCCGAAAAGUUAACAAUCAAGUUGAAGAUGAAUUCGGUUUACCCCAAGUUCCCCGUGCGUCCCUACGAGGUUAGGUGGAGGAUUGUAAGUUUGUAACUGCCAGCUGGCGCAACGUGGUUUGUUAAUUUCUUAAAAACAUUGUAAAAACUAGUGUGCAGAACCUGCACAUGCAAAUUACUAUCUGCAUCUAUUCAAUUAACCGUUUAUGAACCA
Messenger RNA from Helianthus annuus (common sunflower), 1101 nucleotides. Its product is annotated as vacuolar protein sorting-associated protein 60.2. Gene Ontology annotation, biological process: late endosome to vacuole transport via multivesicular body sorting pathway; vesicle budding from membrane. The record is from RefSeq and is a predicted model, not a curated record. Gene Ontology annotation, cellular component: multivesicular body. The transcript is spliced from 8 exons. The coding region runs from base 180 to 962 and encodes 260 amino acids. NCBI's taxonomy places the organism in Eukaryota, Viridiplantae, Streptophyta, Magnoliopsida, Asterales, Asteraceae.